AUGCCUUCGAACACGAUGCAACAGUACAAACUCUACAAACAAGGCUCGACAGACGGUUUGUGCUUGGAGACGGUCGAAAAGCCCAGAUUAAGAUCCUCGACCGAAGUCCUCAUCAAAGUCCACGCGAUCAGUCUGAACGCUAGGGAUAAUCAGAUCGUCAAUGGGACUUAUGGCGCACCCGUCCGAGAGGGGGUCGUCGUCGUCUCCGAUGGAGCGGGCGAGAUCGUCGAAGUGGGUUCAGACGUCGAUCUAUUCAAGGUCGGAGAUCGGGUCACCGCGAUGCCCAUGCCGGGACACAAUGCCGGCGAGUAUCCUGAACCUCGGUUGUACACGAAAGCGCUCGGUUCUGGUACCGAUGGUAUGGCAAGCGAAUACUUCAGGGCCAGCCAAGAGGACGUCAUCCACAUGCCUUCGCACAUGACGUAUGAGGAAGCUGCGACUCUUCCCAUCGCUUGUGGGACCGCUUGGUCAGCCCUUUACGGCCGCACCAAGCAGGUCACUAGCGGUGACGUUGUCGUUUGCAUGGGAACGGGGGGCGUGUCGUUCUUUACCGCUGCUCUCGCUCUUGGCGCUGGAGCUCGGGUGAUCAUGACAUCCUCGUCUGACGAAAAGGCGGACAGGAUCCGUCAAUACCUCUCCCAUCUCAUCAAGUUCGAAGACGCAUUCCAGGUCAUCAACAGGAAAAAGCAUUCCAAGGUCGAGACCGAGGUCGAACGCUUGACCGGUGGCAACAAGGCGGAUUUCAUCAUCGAGAUCGGGGGCGUCAAAACUCUACCUUCGUCCAUCAGGUGUAUGAAACCAGGAGGGCUCAUCGCGCUGACGGGUAUGCUCACGAAUAUCGCUUCUCUUCUCUUAUGGGGAGGCCCCAUCGCUCGUGGUAUCGGUCCAGCCCCGCGCAACGAGAUGAAACGCAUGCACAGGGCUUUGGAGGCGUCUCAGUUCCGUCCGCUCGUGGACAAGGUGUUCGACUUUGAUCAGCUCAAGGAGGCGUAUGAAUAUUCCCUCGGAUCGAAUUUCUUGGGCAAGAUCGUCAUCAGGGUCGCCAAGGACUAA
Molecule: messenger RNA, 1053 nt
Organism: Filobasidium floriforme
Lineage: Eukaryota; Fungi; Basidiomycota; Tremellomycetes; Filobasidiales; Filobasidiaceae
Product: alcohol dehydrogenase
Exons: 7
Coding region: 1-1053 (350 amino acids)
Molecular function (GO): oxidoreductase activity
Source: RefSeq, a predicted model, not a curated record